GUUGGUUGUACUAGGUGCAUCUUGUCAUCGGACUAUGGACCAACGCUAGAUGGGCGUGAUUUGAUCAACUCUUAAAUAAAGCCAAAUGGUAAAAACAAAGAUAAAAGCAUCUGAAGCUAGUGUGUUUGUAACACUCAUUCAGUAAAAUGGCAAUCUUUUCACAAUCCACCAUUGACAAGGGAUCUGACAUUUUCCAAGACUUCUUGUGCUCGACCUGUGAAGAUAAGAAACUGGAUAAUACAGCUGAUUUCUACUGUGAAUCUUGUGUUAAGUUUUACUGCGGAACAUGUAUUGGCAUGCACAGCCAGUUGUUUACAAAACAUGCCCCCUUUGGAAGGGAAGAUAUGAAGAAAUGGCCAGUGACCAAGAAGGUGGAAGAUUUUCUUCUGAAAUGUGAUGUCCAUAAAGAAGAAAACCUUAACAUGUUUUGUGAUAAACACAGUGUGCUGUGCUGCACAAAUUGUGCAUUCCUUAAUCACAGGAACUGCCCAAAGGUAACUCUUAUAUCGGACAUAAUAAAAAGUAAGUCCACAAACCUUAAACAAAUGCUAGUUUCUAUCCAAACAAUUCUGGAAGAAAUAAAGAAACUUCAAGACUACCAGGAGGCUAGCAUUCAGUAUGUACAAAGUUCAUAUGAUGAGCAGUUACAAAACAUACAGGAAACUCGACGAAAAAUAAAUGCAUCUCUAGACAUGAUUGAACAGAAGACGCUGAAUGAAAUGAAAGAUACUCUAACCAAACUAAAAGCCUCUUCCAAAAGUGAUAUUGACAAAUGCAUCGGGCUUCGGAAUGAAUUGAAACAACUUCGAGACGCCAUACAGGACAUUAGUGAUAAAAGCAAACUGGAACUAUCCUUUAUAGCCAACAGGAAAUGCAAGGAUAAAAUACAACAGUCUGAAACCUUUCUGAAGGAGAACUCUCGUCAGGUUAGAGUUUCAAUAACAUUUCAGCCUAACAGUGAAAUUGUACAGUACAUUUCCAAUCAAUCAGGUCUUGGGAGGAUUGAACACAGAACCCAGACAUUGAUGGUGUUCACUGGACAGGGGAAGUCUGUGCUAAAUGUGACACAAUCAAAUGAAUGGUUUAAUAGCAAUAUGAUAGCCAUCUGUGUUCUCCUGGAUGGACAGGUCCUUGUUGCAGACUGGUUUAAUAAGAAUGUCAGGCUUCUUGACCAGCAGUACCAGGUAGUGAGUCACUGUAGUGUGACUACCUGGCCAUGGGAUAUGUGUCAGGUCACACCCAGUGAGGUGGCUGUGACUGUGGAUGAUCAUCCCAACACACAUGAGGUCCAGUUUAUCACAGUCAAAAACAGGAAGCUGAUGACCGGAAGGAAGCUUCAGAUACAACAUACCAUUCAGGGUAUAGCCAGCCACCAAGGAGACCUGUAUAUUACUUCUAGGACUUCACUGUACAAGUACACAAUGAGAGGGAAACAAGUCAGCAAGAUGUAUGAAGUAAAUCAGGUCGUGAAACAGGUAAAACUCAUAGUGGAUUAUUUGGAUAUGAUUAAGAAUACGUUGAUCAACUAGAUUUAUAAUGUACCAUCAAUGUAUUUAAUUUCAGCUGAAGUUACGAAUACAAGUUAAUAUUUGUUGCUUCAGACAUUCUCUGUAUACCAUGCCUAUAAAUGUGUGUGAAUUAACUUAAUUUAAAUGUGUGAUGUUUGUGUUAACAUGAUAUUAAAUUUCAUGGAUAAGUAAAAUCGGGGGUAUUUGUUGGAUAUUAAAAUGUUUGGGUUUUUAUGUCUGAUAUAUAAGAAUUUGGGAAUAAAAACAUUUUGUUUUGUGACUGAAUGGAAACUACAAAAAACAUGUCUGUUAUAUCAUAUUGGUUUCACAGUAGACACUGCAUUCCUUCUGUUUACUAUUUGUAACAUGUAUUUUUGAGUGUUUAUGUUUUUGUAAUUUAAAU
Molecule: messenger RNA, 1911 nt
Organism: Dreissena polymorpha
Lineage: Eukaryota; Metazoa; Mollusca; Bivalvia; Myida; Dreissenidae
Exons: 2
Coding region: 147-1529 (460 amino acids)
Biological process (GO): positive regulation of DNA-templated transcription
Cellular component (GO): nucleoplasm; chromatin
Molecular function (GO): zinc ion binding; ubiquitin-protein transferase activity
Source: RefSeq, a predicted model, not a curated record